ACCCAGUUGACCUGUCAUAUAAAAGAGACACUUUGGAUCGACUGCAGUCAGUCGUCACCAUGUUGGGCAUCAUACUAACCCUGAGUGCUACUCUGCUGGUGACUGGUAGCCCUGGUCUACACUAUGAGUUGGAGUUUGCGACCAGUAAGACUUAUGUAUAUAACUAUGAGGGUCUGGUGUUGAGCGGUCUCCAAGAACAAGGCUUUGCAAAGUCUGGACUGAAGCUGAAAUGCAGAGCAGAGAUCAGCAGGGCGACCCCCAGGCUCCGAUUCCUUAAGAUACGUAAUAUUGAAAUUCAGGAAUAUAAUGGGAUUUGGCCCACAGAUAAGUUUACAAGUUCCAGUAAGCUUACUAGACUGUUGGAAAAACAGCUGGCAAACCCAAUUAAGUUUGAGUACAACCGUGGGCAAGUUGGUGAUUUGUACAUACCGAACGGAUCAUCGGAGACUACCGUUAAUAUAUUGAGAGGUAUUGUGAACAUUCUGCAGCUCACCAUAAGAAGAACCCAGAAUACCUACAUAGUGCAAGAGAAUGGCAUUCAAGGCUUUUGCAAUAACAACUACUUGAUUCAAGAAGACCAAAAAACAAACCAAUUGGUCAUUACCAAAUCAAUAGACCUAAAUGACUGCGAGCACAGGGAACAGAUGGUCAUUGGCAAUGCUUAUCUCCACACUUGUGCCAGCUGUAAGAAGAGAAACAAAAAUUCCAGAGCAACAGCUACCUACAAUUAUAAGGUCAAGGGUACAGAGAUGGGAGGUCGUUUACUGGAGGCAGAGGUGCGAGAAAUCCACCAGUUCACACCAUUUAAUGAACUUGAGGGCUCCAUGGUGUUUGAAGCAAGGCAGAGACUUGUGUUACAAACAGUUCAAGAGCAGAUUCAUUCGACCCCGGAGAAUAAUGACUAUAUUACCAAAGAGUCACUGCGCUAUCACUUUGAGAGGAAACUGAUUCAAACUCCUAUUCACUUGUUAAGAACAAAAAACACAGAAAGCCAGAUUAAUGAACGUAUGCAUCAGUUAGUACAAAACAUUGUAGGACCGUCGUCUAAGUUAUCUCCAGAGAAGUAUAUGGAAAUGGUGCAUCUUUUGCGAGUAUCAGACUAUGAACAUCUCGAAAGCUUAUGGAAACAAUAUUCUGGAAGGACUCAUUACAGACGCUGGUUUUUAGAUGCAGUUCCAGCCAUCGGUAAUCAUUUGUCACUAAGGUUUUUAAAAGUGAAGCUCCAAGAACUCAGCGAGUUUGAAGCAGCACAGGCUGUACCACUGGCUUUACAUUUAAUUAAAGCGGAUCGGGAAGCAAUAGCAGAAGCUAAGUCCUUGCUGGAGGCGGUAAAGUCUAGACGUGGUUUUUUGCUACGGAAAGUAACCUACCUUGCGUAUGGAUCAUUGGUUUAUAAAUUUUGCAGCACGGUGGAUUUCUGCCCAGAAGAAGCUCUGCAGCCUUUACAUGAUCUUCUGUCUGAAGCAACUGAGACUGUUCAUAAAGAAGACAUCAUCCUGGCCAUGAAGACUCUUGGAAAUGCAGGACAAGUAAUGUGUAUAAAGCUUAUCAUGAAGUAUAUUCCAGGUUUCUCUUCCAUGGCUUCCAACCUACCACUACGAGUCCAGGCUGCUGCUAUAAUGGCCUUGAGAAACAUAGCACUUAAACAUCCUUCAAAGGUCUUGGAUAUUUGUCUUCAGUUGUAUAUGGAUUUGCAGCAACAUCCGGUAUUACGAAUGAUAGCCGCAGGGAUCAUAAUGGACAACAAGCCUCCAGCGAACACUGUGAUGGCCAUGGCUAAGUCUCUGAUGAAGGAAGGUGACAAGCAUGUGGGCACCUUUGUGUAUUAUUUAAUGAAGAGACAGAGCACAAGUGUCACACCUGAUCUGCAAGAUGUGGCUGCUAUCUGCAACAUGGCGGUUAUAAUCCUGAAGUCCAAAUUUGAAGCCUCAAGAAGCACAUAUAGUGGAUUUCAUUACUCCACAUUUACAGAUUCCCUCAUGUCUGGUAUUGAAAGCACAUUCAAUAUAAUACACAAUCCAGCUGGUGUUCUCCCCGUAGCUGCUCUCGGAAGGUUCAAAACCCACUUCAUGGGGGUUUUUACUGAUCUGUUCGAGAUUGGCUAUCACGCUGAAGGACUUCAGGAAUUAUUAAUGAACAGACAUUUGUUCUCCUCUCAAAGUGGACUUCAAAAGAAGAUUAUGGAUAUGCUUAAAAAGCUGCAUGACUGGAAACCCGAUUCUUCCACUGAGCCUCUCGCAUCAGUUUACCUGAAGUUGUUUGGACAAGAGAUUAUAUACCAUGAGUUGAACAAGAACUUACUAGAGAGUAUUCUCAAGUUUCUUUCUAGUGGCAGGUACGCUACCCUACUAUCAGUGGUGAAGGCUCUUCAGAAUGGUGUUGAUAUAAAUUGGUCUAAACCAUUGCUAUCCAGUGAAAAUUGCCAUGUUGUGCCAACCUGUGUGGGUCUUCCCAUGGAAACCAGCUUGCAAUACUCAUCGGUCACAAGGGCUCAACUACAAGCCCAAGCUCACUUCACUCUCGAAUCUAAAGACCCAAGUUUCGUCCAGUUAUUUCAACCCAACAUUAACCUGAAGUCCAAAUUUUCUCUAAGCAUGACUAAGGAUAUUGUCAUUAUGUUUGGGGUGAAUACCAAUAUCAUCCAGGCUGGAACGGAACUCCGAACACAAAUCAAUAUACUUCUCCCUGUAAAUGUGGAAGCUGCUAUCAAUGUGGAGCAAAAGCAUUUCAAAAUAGAUUAUAUUCCAAUCGAACAAAACAACGAAAUUCUGUCUAUAAGGUCAAAAGCAUUUGCUAUAACAAGAAAUGUGGAGGAUUUAGCGGCUGCUAAAAUGACUCCGCUCGUAGCUGCUGGAACAGAACCAAAUGUACUGAAGCAGACCUUUAAUCCAAGAGACUUGUCAGCGGGGGACACGCCAAGGACCGAGGGAAAGUUUUCAGCAGAAGUUCUCAGCAAAGAGAAGGCAUACUGGUCCGGUCAGCCGCACGGGCAAGCGCACGCCCAGGGGUUUUCCAUUUGUGCUCAGAUAAGUCAUUUAGGCUUCCAGAUUUGCUUGGAGAAGAAUAGCGUGACAGCUGGUUUUGCCCAAAACUGUCCCUUUUAUCAUAUGAUUGGGGAUCAUUCUUUCAAGCUCAUAGUUAAGCCAGCGCACGCCGACACCUCAGUCGAGAAAAUACAAAUAGAAUUUCAAGCAGGGCCCGGGGCAGCUAUGAAAAUGGUGCGUUCAGUAAAUGUACAAAGAACUGAUGGUGAAACACACGAGAUGGAAAACCCAAUAGACCGCAUGGCUCUUUCAAAGCUGAAGAAAAUUCUCGGGAGUAGUAAUGUAAUGUUGAAAGAGGCUAACUUGAAGGACAGUGAAAGUACAUCAUCUAGUAAUAGUUCAUCUAAUUCUGGAAAUACCUCAGAAUUUUCAAUGGGUUCUUCAUCAUCUGCCAUAUCUGGUCAUAAAUCUAACCAAGAAAAAAAACAUAAAACACAAAUGAAGCAUAAAAAACAUCAAAAGCAUCAAAACAUACACCAUCACAAGGACCAAGGUAAUUCACAAGAAGCACACCAGUUUUCAAGGGGGCAUCAUGAAACAGAACAUAUACAUGAACAUGGUCACAAUAAAGAUAAGGAAAUGGAAAUACAUUGUAAAUGCUGGCCAGAAAAGCAACAAAAGCAUACCAAGGGGCAACAUGGCCUAAUGGAACAUGAUAAACACCAUAAGAGCCAUGAACAUGAAGCAAGAAAACAUGAGAGUAACCAGAAAAUCCAGCAUGAAACUGGAAAAAACAAGAAUCCACAUAAGGAUGCUCAAGAUAAAGGUCAUCAUCAUUCAGGUCACCAAGAAGAACAUAAUGGCAAAAGAUGGCAGAAAGGAGAAGAACAUCAUCACGAUAAAAGCCAGAAAAAAGACCAAAGAGGUGAGGAAGAAGACCAUAAACAGCAGCAAAAGGGCCAACAUAGAAAAGAAGAACAGAAGGGGCAACAUCAAAUGGAUAAACUUGACAGUAGAAAUGUAAAACCUCAACGUAGUGGUCAAAAUGAAAGAAAAGGGGGCCAUUGGCAUGAGGACCAUGAUCAAACACAGUACCAUGACACAGAAAAACACCCUCAUCAAGCAAGUGGCCAACAAAAGCAUACCAAGGGGCAACAUGGCCUAAUGGAACAUGAUAAACACCAUAAGAGCCAUGAACAUGAAGCAAGAAAACAUGAGAGUAACCAGAAAAUCCAGCAUGAAACUGGAAAAAACAAGAAUCCACAUAAGGAUGCUCAAGAUAAAGGUCAUCAUCAUUCAGGUCACCAAGAAGAACAUAAUGGCAAAAGAUGGCAGAAAGGAGAAGAACAUCAUCACGAUAAAAGCCAGAAAAAAGACCAAAGAGGUGAGGCAGAAGACCAUAAACAGCAGCAAAAGGACCAACAUAGAAAAGAAGAACAGAAGGGGCAACAUCAAAUGGAUAAACUUGACAGUAGAAAUGUAAAACCUCAACGUAGUGGUCAAAAUGAAAGUAAAGGGGGCCAUUGGCAUGAGGACCAUGAUCAAACACAGUACCAUGACACAGAAAAACACCCUCAUCAAGCAAGUGGCCAUCAUGAACCAAAAGAUGAAAAACGGCAUUGUACUUGCUGGCGUAGACCUAAAGGAGAUCAUCCUAUAGGGCAUCAUGCACAAUUAGACCAACCUUCUCACAAAGGUCACCAUACCUGCAAAUGCCAUAAUUCACAUAAACAGGGCCAGAAAUGCAAAUGUCAAAGCAGUAGAAAUGCAAAACCUCAACGUAGUGGUCAAAAUGAAAGAAAAGGGGGACAAUGGCAUGAGGACCAUGAUCAAACACAGUACCAUGACACAGAAAAACACCCUCAUCAAGCAAGUGGCCAUCAUGAACCAAAAGAUGAAAAACGGCAUUGUACUUGCCAGAAAUGCAAAUGUCAAAGCAGUCGUAAGAAGCACGGCAAUAAGGAUGCAAAAAGUUAUAAGAAGCACUUGGAAAAGAAAAGUAGCACAAAGAGACACAGUGUUGGUCAAAAACAGAAAAAUGACCCCAAAAACACUCAUAAAGUCUACUGGAAAGCUAUAAGAAAAACAGGCAAAACUAAUUUUGCACAUGUUAACAACUGUACUGAUUGUGCUGAGAACACUCGCAUGUCUCAGGAAUCCCAGUACGACUCCUAUUCAAGAGAAUCAUCAAACUAUAUGCAGGAACUUUUUGCCCCCCACAUUCACAUGGCUAAGUUUACGUCAACUUCCACUCUUCUGAAGUCCCAGAGAAGCAGCAGCAGUAGCAGAAGCAGCAGCAGAAGCGGCAGCAGCAGCAGUAGCAGAAGCGGCAGCAGCAGCAAUAGCAGAAGCGGCAGCAGCAGCAGCAGCAGAAGCGGCAGCAGCAGCAGUAGCAGCAGCAGUAGUAUGAGUGGAAUGAACCCCUUACCAUAUGAGAACUUAUCUAGUAGAACUCCACCAAAUGUUGUUCUACUGGUGAAAUCCAUCAUGAGUAAUGCCCAGCACCAAGGACUCCAAACCACAGCCUACAUUGAUACAGUAAAGCUGAAAGCACAGGUUGUCACAGUUCCUCUUGAUCACAAAAGUUCCUGGAAGACCUGUUUUGAUGUCUCUGUUUCUGCAGUUCACAAAGUCUCAGCGUUGCUGAGAUGGGGUGAUAAUUGCCAAGACUACAGAGUCGUAGGUCAAUUCUCCACAGGCAAACUAGCUGGAUCUCCAGCAGUGCAACUCUCAUGGCAGUGGAAAAGCCUCCCAACCUGGCUGAAGAGGGCAGCUGGGAGUCUCAUGACCUUUGCACCAGGUGUAGCGUACACAAUGGGAAUCUCAGAAAUGCACCAUUCAAAUCCAUCUCGCCAAGUGACUGUGAGGGUGGCAGCCGCCUCUACAGAUACGGUUGAUGCCAUCCUGAAGACACCAGAGCUGACAUUUUAUAAACAAGCCGUGCCCAUCCCGUGGGAUCUUUCACUUGGUACUCGCUUGCUCGGACACCUUCAUCUAAUUGAACUCACAAAUCUUACAAAAGUAUCAUCGAUGGUCACAGGUACCCAGGAAGAUCAAUGUGAAGUGGACCAGGAGAACAUUGUAACAUUUGACAGAAAAAAGCUGGGCUGCUCCCUAUCUGCUAGAAAUUGCUACACGGUGAUCGCACAAGACUGUACCAAUCAAUUAAGAUUCUUCAUCACGAUGAAGAAGAUGGGUCAAGGAUUUUCAACCUUUGAAAUGAAUGUCAAGCUGGGAUCCUCCGAUAUUCAAAUCUAUCCCAACUCUUCAGAGGAAUUCCCUGUUCUUCUGAAUGGAAUGUGGCUGCAGAACGAUACAUAUACAAGUAAUAAAGACUGGUUUACCAUUCGUAAGAACGCGACAACCGUGACAUUAAACGCACCAAGGAACGGUAUUGAGCAGAUUUUAUUCAAUGGACAAAUAGCCAAGAUAAAGCUUUCUCCUCUGAUGCGUGGGAAAACGUGCGGCCUUUGUGGGAAUGCCGAUGAAAAUCCAGAAACUGAUUUCCAAAAGCCGAACCGUGAAACGGCCAGGAGCUGCAUCGCUCUGGUUCACUCAUGGACAGUGCCAAUGGAUUUAUGUGGAUCAGGUUGUGCGCUGGGCCGCCAAUAUAUUAUGCUGGAAAAUGAGCUUAUUGAGGAACUUCACUCAACUUGUUAUUCGACAGAGCCGGUAUUAAGAUGUGCGAAAGGAUGUCACCCAGAAACAACAGUGCCAAUCACUGUCGCGUUUCAUUGCCUUCCUACAGAAUCAGCCAUGGGACUGGAGGACUGGCAGGCUAACCCCAAAGUGUCAUCAGAGGACCUCAUUAAAGAAGUGGAGGCACCUACCAGCUGCCUGUGUACGGAAGAAUGUGCCAAAAACGAACAGGCGCAGAUGUAGCAGUGCUGAAUCCGUCGGUCUAGACACCUGCGAAGUGAUUCCCAUUCCCAUUGCAAAUCGAUCGUCGCCUGCGCGAAAUGGCAAACUCACGCGCGUGCCACGGCCCACAAUACUCAGCCCAGUUGCAAAAUCGAGAAAGAGAAAAUAGUUCAAAGCAGUUAAUUCAUGUAAAAUCAGUGUCUGCCGCUAUGUCUGUACUUUUCUAUGUAUUCCGAAAAACCGACUUUUGCGUUGCGAGACUAAUAAACAUCAGGUAACCUGACAGAAGGUUGGUAAUUGAAAACAUGUAGCGUCUCCGUGAUUACUUAACAUUUACGACCGGGCCUCUCAUUGCAAGCGGAAUAAAAUUCAAAUGAUGUAAUAUGUUACAAGUUUGUGCGGUGCGAUCCAUCGCCUGCUGUCACCCGGUACAGCAAGUUUGUUACGGAACAUUAGGUUUACCAGGAGAAUGCCUCCAAUGCAAGACUUCUUUUAUUUUCACACAUCUGUAGCUCACAGCAGGCUCACAGUUUGGUUACAGUUCAAUUCUUACAACUGGCAGUUUGCAAAUGAUUCUCAUAGCGGUGACAAGUGUAAUGUGUCUGUAUAUCUCGGAGGCAGAGCAUUGCAGCCCGGCUGCUUCGAAUCAGCAGGGGGUAGGGAUUAUACCGCUGUCAUAUCUCAAGAAUAUACAGAAUUACAGACGCAUUACAUGGACGGGGGGA
Molecule: messenger RNA, 7570 nt
Organism: Bufo bufo (common toad)
Lineage: Eukaryota; Metazoa; Chordata; Amphibia; Anura; Bufonidae
Product: vitellogenin-1-like
Exons: 35
Coding region: 60-6866 (2268 amino acids)
Biological process (GO): lipid transport
Molecular function (GO): lipid carrier activity
Source: RefSeq, a predicted model, not a curated record